AUGAUUCGAUUCUUAUUCUCGUUGUCAACAUCGGUGCUCUUCUGUCUCAUGUGGAAGAUUUCGCCGGAUCCAAAACAACCUCAAGAAAAGAUCCAAACUAUCCACGUUUCAGCUCCACGAUCGCGACAUCGCGACCACGCCACUUCGAACAACUCUUUGACGUGGAGCCCAAACAAAACCAGAGGUUGCAAAAGUCGAAACCAAGAACCACUCGAGACCAUGACCAAAACAUCAGAAGCAAAGCCGUUUCAGCAUCUGCUUGAUCAGAAGGACCUUUGGACAUUCUGUGAUACCGUGGACAAUCCACCCAAGGUGUGGAAACCGAAUCAAGAAAAUAUAUGGGUAGAGGGGGCAGCAACUGCAUCAGAUACAUUCUUCAGUGCUGCCUUCGUCAAUGUCUCCUGUGCCAAAUACUGGGAGCUUGAUAAAGACGAGGAUGCCAUGAGUCCAUGGACAGCUGUCUGUCAGGAGGCUGCAAGCAUAGGGAGCCUGCAAGUUCUUCAGUGGGCACACAACAAGAAUCUCCCAUGGAAUGAAAUGACAUGCAAAGAAGCUGCCAAACAUGGCCAUAUGGCAGUGCUAAAAUGGGCCAGAGCCAAGGGAUGUCCAUGGGAUGAAAUGACAUGCAAAGCAGCUGCCAAACAUGGCCAGUUGGAAGUGCUAAAAUGGGCCAGAGCCAGUGGAUGUCCAUGGGAUGAAUCAACAUGUGCAGAAGCAGCCUUUUGGGGACACUUGGAAAUUGUGAAAUGGGUCAGAGCUGGAGGUUGUCCCUGGGAUGAAUUGGUAUGCCACUACGCUGCUGGAGAAGGCCAUUUGGAUAUCCUAAAUGGGCACAUGAACACAAUUGCCCAUGGAAAAGAAUUACUUGCAUCACUGCAGCUGGAAAUGGUCAUUUAG
Seminavis robusta is the source of this 897-nucleotide messenger RNA. NCBI's taxonomy places the organism in Eukaryota, Bacillariophyta, Bacillariophyceae, Naviculales, Naviculaceae. The record is from the annotation of a GenBank genome assembly.